GAGUCUGGUCGCCCAUCCAAUGUUGGGGCCUAAAAAUAGCCAGCUGAAAGACAAGCAGACUACACCAGUGACUCUGCAAAUGCCCUCGUUGCUUUCAGUGCUACUGAUCUCGCACUGUCUCAACUAGCCAUUGUGCUACUGUGUUUCCUCAGGCGAACUAUGUGUGACUACUCCCUCUUCUCUCCUCCCAGGCCUGAAACCUUCCAAGAAAGUUGACCACAGACCACUGUUCCGAGGACAUCAGAGAGAUUCUGAGGUAAAUAGAAAACUCAGCUGUUGAGAAGAGGGGGGCAAAGAGGUGGUUGUAGGAGGCGUUUUUGGAAAAGAGAGCGUGAAACGUUGGUGCUUGUCAUCAUGGUGCGCAACGUGGACGACCUGGACUUCUGCCUCUCCUCACACCCGCAGAGCAUCCUGGAUGGCCUGCGCUCCCUCUGCUCGCAGCCCAAGCUGGUGGACGUCACGCUGAGCGCGGGCGGCCGCGACUUCCCCUGCCACCGCGGCAUUCUGGCCCUCUGCAGCCUUUACUUCCAAUCCAUGUUCUCGGGCGACUUUGUGGAGAGCAUUGCAGCGCGCGUGGAGCUCAGCGACGUCGACCCCGACAUCCUAGCCACCCUGCUGGACUUCGCCUACACGGGCAAGCUGACCAUCAACCAGGGCAACGUGGAGGGCCUGAUCCAGACGUCCAGCCGGCUGCAGUUCCAGACGGUGCGGGCGGUGUGCAGCCGCUACCUGCAGCACCAGAUGGACGCCAGCAACUGCCUGGGCAUCUUGGAGUUUGGCGACAUCCACGGCUGCCCCGAGGUGGUGGCAAAAGCCUGGGCCUUCCUGCUGGAGAACUUUGAGGCCGUGCAGCACGGAGAGGAGUUCCAGCUGCUGGAGAAAAGGAAGCUUGCGGUGUGCCUGAAGGACGAGGGACUGCAGCUCAGAGACGAGCGAUCCUGUGUCCAAGCGGUGCUCACUUGGGUCAGGCAUGACGUGGCGGGCCGACUCUGUCACCUACCAGAACUGCUGGGUCUAGCUAGACUCUCAUUGUUACCGGAGGCCUACUUUACCGAGACCCUGCUGAAAGACAGUCUUAUUCAGGACUCACCAGCCUGCAAGGACCUUAUAGAGACUGCUUAUAAGGAGAAACUGGACCUGAAGCCAGGUGGUUCUGAGGAGAGACUCUCGCGAAUCAACAAGCACAAUCUCCAGGAAGUUCUGUUUGUGGUGGGAGGUCGCUCGCUGGAUGACACGGAUGAUGAGGAUGAAGAGGAGGACGACGACAGGAACCCCAUUUUGCCUCCCCACAACUGUGCAUACUAUGACACAAAGGAGGGCAAAUGGAACCAGCUUCCUGACUUCCCUAACUACAACAAGUGGGGCUAUUCUGUGGUAUCCUUAAACAACGACGUUUAUGUCACAGGAGGGUCACGCGGGUCGCAGUCGAACACCUGGUCAACCACGGAGACCUGGAAGUACAUCACUCGCGAGGGGAAGUGGGUUACGGUAGCUCCAAUGCUCCGGCCCAGGACUAACCACACCUCGGCCGCACUCAACGGAGAAAUCUAUGUCAUCGGAGGCACCACCAUGGAUGUUGUCGAGGUCGAACAUUAUGACCCAUAUAGCAACAGCUGGGCCUCCAUAACGCCAGCACUGAGAUAUGUCACCAAUUUCAGUGCCACUGGCUGCCUUGGAAAGCUAUACAUCAUUGGCUCCUGUGCCGUGAAAUACAAUGCAUUGACGCUGCAGUGCUACAACCCUGUCAUAGAUGGCUGGAGCAUCAUCUGUUCUCCCUUCAUCCCCAAGUACCUCUCCUCUCCUCUCUCGGUGUCUGUGGAUGGUAUGAUUUACCUCAUCGCAGACAACACCAAGAAAGUCUAUCUCUAUGACCCAGAGGCCAACAUGUGGCAGAAGGUCCAGUUUCUUCACACCCUCCAUGAGAAUGGGGGGCUGGUGGCGGUAGGAGGGAAGCUCUACGUCACCGGAGGCCACUGGAAGGGCAUGGAAGGGGACUACGGGGUGGAGGUGGAGGUGUAUAACCGAGGCUCCAACACCUGGAGGGUGGAGACCUUUCUGCCUCGGCUCUGGCACUACAGUAGAAGCUGCUCCAUUUUCCUUGACCCUACACUAUGGACAGAACCCUUUCCAGAAGAGACUUAGCACAAACACACACACACACACACACAUACACACACGCUCUCUCUCUCUCUCCCUCUCUCUCUCACACACACAAACUCACACACAAACACACACUCACACACACACACACAAACACAAACACACACACACACACUGUGGUCAGGAUACAUUGGAUACACCUCAGGAUACAGCUUGUACACUGGAUUUGUACACCUGCAGGCAGUUUGGGAGAUGUGUGUGUGUGUGUGUGGGGGGAUACCUCGCAGUUCAGGCGGCAGUAUUAGGUGCUAUUUUAUUAUGUUUUUUAAUAGUUGUACAUUUACCUUUGAUGUUUCUUUGUUCAUUUAAAGUAUUUUAAAGUGCUUUAAAACAAGAUGUUUGUAUGAUGAUGGUAGGUGAGAGGUGUUUUGUCAUCCUCAGGAAUCUAGUAAAACUCAAUUGUGUGCCUUUCACAGAUGAUUAAAUCGUGCUUGUGAAAUAA
This is a messenger RNA of Alosa alosa (allis shad), 2602 nucleotides long. RefSeq names its product kelch-like family member 30 (gene klhl30). The transcript is spliced from 9 exons. The record is from RefSeq and is a predicted model, not a curated record. The coding region runs from base 355 to 2142 and encodes 595 amino acids. Lineage: Eukaryota; Metazoa; Chordata; Actinopteri; Clupeiformes; Clupeidae. Gene Ontology annotation, molecular function: protein binding.